AUGGCUGACGUCUUUCAAAAGCCAAGUAAUCUGCUGACGCAUACAAGCAACGCGGUGAGGCUCGUGCUCAUCGACUUCGGAUCCAGUCGUCGCUGCAAUGCGGAAACAGUUGUUUGGAACAGUGGCGCGAUUGAUUUCGCAGCACCGGAGCAGAUUUCGCACCGCGAGGUUACGGCUAAAGCGGACAUGUGGUAAGU
This is a messenger RNA of Gongylonema pulchrum, 197 nucleotides long. NCBI's taxonomy places the organism in Eukaryota, Metazoa, Nematoda, Chromadorea, Rhabditida, Gongylonematidae. The record is from the annotation of a GenBank genome assembly.